CUGGAGGCACCAUCUCUGGAGAGAGGAAUGGGUGACGUUUCGGGUCGAGACCCUUCUUUCCAAAGAUCAUAGAGCUCUGCUCUCUAUAACCUUGGAUUCUUUCUUCAGACAGAGUCACGGGUGAGGGAGUCGAGGUAUAGGAGGUUACCUGUGAAGGAAGAAUUUUAGAUGAAAAGAAAAUGAGUGGAGGUCUGGCACCAAGUAAAAGCACUGUAUAUGUAUCGAAUUUGCCAUUUUCACUGACUAAUAGUGAUUUGCACAAGAUUUUUACCAAGUAUGGUACAGUUGUAAAAGUUACAGUAUUGAGGGACAAGGAUUCCAGGAAAAGCAAAGGUGUGGCAUUUGUUCUGUUCCUCGAUAGGGAAUCAGCUUAUAACUGUACUAGGGCAUUGAAUAACAAGCAAUUGUUUGGCAGAACAGUAAAGGCGAGCAUUGCAGUUGACAAUGGCAGAGCAUCUGAAUUCAUUAGAAGGCGCAAUUAUACUGACAAAUCCAGAUGUUAUGAAUGUGGAGAUUAUGGUCAUUUGAGCUAUGCUUGUCCUAAAAAUAUGCUUGGAGAACGAGAGCCCCCCAAAAAGAAAGAGAAGAAGAAAAAGAAAAAGAGCAAUGAACCAGAAGAAAUUGAAGAAGAAGAGGAGGAGGAAAGUGAAGAUGAAGGGGAAGAUCCUGCUCUUGAUAGCUUGAGCCAAGCUAUUGCUUUUCAGCAAGCAAAAAUUGAGGAGGAAGAACUUAGACGUAAACAGACUGCUGGUGACGCAAGUGAAUGUUCAACAUCUGAACUAUCGAAGCGCCCACGGAUAAAGAAAAGUGCAUACUUCAGUGAUGAAGAGGAGCUGAGUGACUAGAUUGUAUUUCAUUACAAUGAGAGUUACAUAUUUAUUUAAAGAGAGAAAUGGUGUUUAAAUGGUCCAGAUUCGUUAGACUAGAAUUUAUGGCUUCUUGGGUCCCCGAAACCAUUACAAAUAUAUGGACUAAAUAUUUUGAUACUUGGAAUAUGUGAAUUUUUUUUAUCUUGUUAGUGAUUUAUUUAGUCAUGGUUAAAGGAUUAUUGUGAAGCAUGCCAACCGCUUCCACAUCCGAAUACUUCACAGCAAGUACAGAUGAAUGGACAUGUUUUUGCCUGUCGUAGCCAAAUUUUAAUAUUGACUCGGCUUUUAUGGGUUGAAUUUUGUUGUGAAGAUCAUAAUCAUGAAAGCUUUUGUUGCUGUCCAAGGCAAAAUUGUUGUUUAUACCUACACUUUAUAAAAUACUGCAUAUAAAUAUAACACAGAGUUGUUUCAGACCAACAUUAUUCCCACUUGAGAAUAAAAGCAGGAAUUAAUUGUCAUUUGAAAUGGCAGUGCCUCCAGAAAGUUUAAAGAGUAUGCAGAAAGAUACUGUUGUCUUAUAACGGUGUAUUAGCCAAAGAUUUUAUUUGCAGCAAAAGUGAUAUACAUGAAAGAUGGGUAAAAAAAACUUCAAAGCUCCAUCUAAUGUGAAUAAUUAAUUUGCAUUCCAGUGUGCAAUUAUCAAAAACUUUAAUUUCUGAGGUCAUUGUAAUUUCUCUUCAACAGAUCACACGGGGAAUUCAGGUUUUUGAAAAUUUCCCAUUGUUUUAUUGAUAUUCAAUUUCUUGAACAUGUAAGAAGUUAUUCACAUUGUUAUAUUUGUUGGCAACUUUUAUUACCAUUUGUUAUAUGUUUGGUGCAACUAUAAUCUAUCGAAAUAAACCGAAAGAUCUUGGAUUUUAA
Molecule: messenger RNA, 1730 nt
Organism: Leucoraja erinaceus (little skate)
Lineage: Eukaryota; Metazoa; Chordata; Chondrichthyes; Rajiformes; Rajidae
Gene: zcrb1
Product: zinc finger CCHC-type and RNA binding motif 1
Exons: 8
Coding region: 180-845 (221 amino acids)
Biological process (GO): mRNA splicing, via spliceosome
Cellular component (GO): U12-type spliceosomal complex
Molecular function (GO): RNA binding; zinc ion binding
Source: RefSeq, a predicted model, not a curated record